This is a messenger RNA of Necator americanus (New World hookworm), 1806 nucleotides long. RefSeq lists its product as uncharacterized. The transcript has 4 exons. Lineage: Eukaryota; Metazoa; Nematoda; Chromadorea; Rhabditida; Ancylostomatidae. The record is from RefSeq and is a predicted model, not a curated record. Bases 1 to 1806 code for a protein of 601 amino acids.
AUGUCACUUGAAUCGUUAUUCGUGCUCAUCAUCGUUAUACUCUUACUAAUACUCCUAUUUGUGGGCGCCGAAGAGAGCAGACAAUCGAAAACAGGAACAACAUCAGCAUCAGAAGAUGAAAGACUGAAAACGUAUGAAAGUAGAGUGAUUCGUCAACGAUACGCCUCGCAGCGUAGCGCACCCCGUCGGACGUCAACACCUCCGCCGCAAGUACACGAACUGAAAAUGCCUCCGCCGCCGAGAGUUUCGUCGCCGAGAAAUCCACCGCCAGCUGUGGUCAUGCCCCCAUGGGGCGAUGACAGGAGACGUUUGAUGCAUUGGGAGGCUGUACACCCGGCAGGACCAAUCCCUGAGGAUUGCCCUAAGCCGAUCGAAACGUGUGGUAGAAGAGAUCGUGAGGACCGUGCUAAACCGAUCGAAACAUGUGGUAGAAGGGAGCGUGAGGAUCGCCUUAAACCGAUCGAAACGUGUGGUACAAGGGAUGGUGAGGAUCACCCUAAACCGAUCGAAACGUCUGGUAAAAGGGAAGUUGAGCCGCCACCAGAAUUCUGCGUGUAUCCUGGAAGGAUGAGCGAAAGGGUGAGCAGUGGUCACGAUUCGUCGAAGGGGCCAGUAGUGGUGAGACCAGCGAGAAAGACUGAUAGCUGCAAGACGGCUGAACUCGGAUCGCCGCUGUGGACGGCAAGGCAAAGGACAGAUAACACACAUUGUAUGAGGUCGAGACCGAGGACGUCCAGCAGCACUAGCAGCCAAGACAAAAAGCGUAAAAGAUCGCAAGAGAAUGAAAGCGCGCGCAAAAGACGUGAGCAGAGCAUAGAACGACGAAUGGAGGAAGACGCAAUUAUGCGUCGAAAGAUGCGCGACGACGAGAGCAGACGCCGCAAGCAACGACAGGAAGAGGAAAGGAGAAGACAAUGUGAAGAGCAGGAACGUCGAAGAGCUGAAGAUGAGCGUCGAAGACAGAGAGAAGCGGAAGAAAUGCGAAGAAUGGAGGAAGAACGACGAAGAAUGGAGGAGGAACGCCGAAGACAGCGGGAACAGGAGGAACGUGAGGAGGCUGAACGUCGAAAGAGAGAGGAAGAGCAACGUAGGCAACGUGAAGAGGAGGAACGCCGAAGGAGAGAAGAAUUCCGAAGGAGAGAGGAAGAGCGUCGAAGGAUAGAGGAGGAGCUAAGAAGGCAAGAAGAGGAACGCCGAAGACAAGAGGAAGAGGAACGACAAAGGUUAGAGGAGGAACGAAGAAGAAAAGAGCUGGAAGAACGUAGAAGAAGAGAGGUAGAGGAACGAAGGAGAAGAGAGGAGGAGGAACGAAAAAGAAAAGAGGCGGAGGAACGAAGGAGAAGAGAGGAGGAGGAACGAAGGAGAAAGGAGGAGGAGGAGGAAUUCCGAAGAAGAGAGGCUGAGGAACGAAAAAGAAGAGAGGCCGAAGAGGAACGCCGAAGAAGAGAGGCGGAAGAACGAAGGAGAAGAGAGGAGGAGGAACGAAGGAGAAGAGAGGAGGAGGAGGAAUCCCGAAGAAGAGAGGCAGAGGAACGAAGAAGAAGAGAGGAGGAGAUGCGAAAGCAGUCUGAGGAUGCUGAACGACAUCGACGGGAUCGUGAAGAGCAAGAAAGACGUCGAAGAGAAUAUGAAGAACAAGAACGCAGAAGGCAGGAAGAGGAGAGGAGGAGACGCCAAGAGGAGGAUGACAGACGAAGAGUAAUUUGCGAAGUGCCGCCACCACGCCAUGGGCAUCGCCAUCACAGCAGACAUCGUGCGAAAGGUGAACCGCCAAGCAGAAGCAGAUCGACGGCCAAAGCGCAUUGA